Messenger RNA from Penaeus indicus, 1275 nucleotides. RefSeq lists its product as uncharacterized. Lineage: Eukaryota; Metazoa; Arthropoda; Malacostraca; Decapoda; Penaeidae. The coding region runs from base 136 to 1263 and encodes 375 amino acids. The record is from RefSeq and is a predicted model, not a curated record. The transcript is spliced from 4 exons.
UGCUCCACAUGAUAGCAUAAAGGAAGAUCUCAGCGCUAGGGAAAAAUCCGUUAUCCCUUGUUCGUAAAGCUUGCACGUUAUAGAAGAUUGAUGACUGCUAUAAACCUGCACUGUGGUCGACAGUAACAAGACAACAUGUUAGCUAUUUUCUGUGUACUUUUCCUGACAAUACCAGAACUUACUUCUGCUCCGGCGUCACGCUCAGUUCUCGAUGAGGUUGCAUUCAAAACGCUCGCCUUUGAGUUCGAGAUGCUGCUGAAGAACCACUUGCGAGACUGGCGUUUCCUGACGGAGACGCCGAAGGAGAUGGACAUGGGCGAAUUCUUUUCAAAAAGAGACUUCAUGUACCAUUAUAACGCUACGUUUCCCAAAGAUUUAAAAAAGGACACAGUUAACCCCGAGCAGAAAAAGAGAGAAUUCAGCAUCAGUUCAACAAGAAGUCCAUUUGAGAAUAAGAAAGUCAAGCCAGCCAAAACAAGCGACCACGUAGUUUUUAGCAAAACGGAUAACAAGACAGCCAGCGCACCGUCAGAUCUAAACGCUGUAAACACAAUGUACACAAUGAUACGUAAAACUGACAAUAACACCACCGAUAUCUCCGAGAAGAACUUGAGGACCACAAGGGAGGCUGGAAUACCUGUCAUUUACAUGCCUGGCAAGAAAAAGAAGAGAAAAUGUUCUCAAGUUAGCGGCCUCUUGGCGGGGUUCAACACCUUUAAUUAUCUCACCUUCGUCACAGGUGUCAUAACUCUCGUCCUCAACGCAAAUAACAACAUAAACAACAACAAUAAUAAUAACAACCUGAACAAUAACAACGAUAUUUCGAAUAACAAUGUCAACGCCAAUACCAACACUCAGAAUGGUAAUCAGGUCGUUAUCUUCCCGCCUGGCAGGAAGCGUCGCUCUGUCGCGGACUGGCUCCUGCAGGCGUUGAACCGCCCUCAGGUCCAGGAGGCGAAGACGUCUACCUCCGCGCCAUCCGCUGCGUCCGGUAGCAGCUGGGGCGGCGCGGCGGAGGCGGCGACGGUGGCGCUGCAGCUGUUCGAUUCUUGGGUCCAGGCCAGCUCGGGCGUCAGUGGCGAGUGUGGCUGGGUGGAGUAUUGCCUCCUUCUGCACGACCUCAGCCGCAGGAAGGGCGUAUCGGCUGCGCUUUUCGACCCGGUCAGAUCCUUCUCAACGCUCGUGUCGCCGGCGUGGGUUGGCAGUUCCUCGACCUGCUCCCUCCAGCGCGUGAAAUGUCGUCUCAGGCGAACGCUGGUCUGAUCUUUUGCUCCC